Molecule: messenger RNA, 1800 nt
Organism: Cannabis sativa
Lineage: Eukaryota; Viridiplantae; Streptophyta; Magnoliopsida; Rosales; Cannabaceae
Exons: 2
Coding region: 577-1545 (322 amino acids)
Source: RefSeq, a predicted model, not a curated record
CAAACGAAUCUCCUCUGUUCCAAAUGGACCCCCCUCUCCACACACUUUUUAUUUCAUUCUUAAACAAAAUAAAAUAAAAUAAUCCAAAAACUCAAUAGUUUCGUGAACUUGGAGCGUUUCGCUAGCUAGUCUGUGUGUCUACAUUCUACAGUCUAGUCUUACUUUUUAAAGAGAGAAAUAGAGAGAGAGAGAGAGAGUAAGGAACUCAUGAAAAUCAAUUUAGCUCUCUCUUUCCAUAUUUGAUUGUUUCUCCAAAACACUCAAACAGUCUUUCAAACAACAAAAGGAAGAUUUUCCUAUCAUACAUAAAAAUCCACCAUUUCUUUGAAUACAUAUAUCUAUCUGAAUAUCUCUUUUUAACCUUUACCUUCUCUAGUUUCAGACACGAAUAUAGGAAAGUAGGGCUUUCUUAUAUAAAGCUUUACAAAGCCUUAUACUGAAGUUCCUACGGCCACUCUCUCUCUUUUUAUUUAAUUUUUUUUUCUCAUUUUUACCCUUGGCCAUAACCAACUUUAGUCUAAAACCUCAUCAUCAUCAUAUUCUCACUUUCUCAAAUAUUUAAAGUAAGAAAAAGAAAUGAUGUCGCUCACUACUUCUAUGUUAGUCUUUGUUCUAGUUCUAUUCUCGUCCAAUUUUCUCCACUCCUCUCAGGCUAACAUUCUCGCCGAACCAGUCAGUGGCCACGACCAGCCUGUCAAGCCCGGAGAGUACUCAAGCCCAAACACGGUUCCGGCUUUUCCAGUCCAGACCCAAGCCAAGACAUGCCGCCUGGACCUCUCCGACGAGCUUUUCGGCGGCGUUAGGGAAGCCUGCGGCAGAGACCUCGACCGCAGCCGAUGUUGUCCCGUUUUAGCGGCGUGGCUCUUCGCAGCUCAUGCUAGGUCGGCUCUUGAGCUGUCUUCGGCUGCGCCGGCUCCAGCUGAGGUUGGUGGGGAGUUGCCGAUGAUGCCGGACGAUUCUCAAAAGUGUGUGAACUCGCUGCAGAGUUCACUUUUGAGUAGGAAUAUUCGGAUUGCGCAGCCUAAUGCGACGUGCGAUGCUGUGUUGUGCUUCUGUGGGAUUAGGCUUCAUCAGAUUGGCUCCCUUAGUUGCCCAGCGGCCUUUAACGUCUCAGGUCACCAUAACGCCACGCCUACUGCUGCCGUUAAGAAUUUGGAGAAGAACUGCCGUAACUCCUCUUAUUCUGGCUGCACUAAGUGCCUUGGUGCCCUCCAAAAGAUUAAGGGAGGAUACAAAAACGGCACUAACGGUGAACGACCAAGUGACCGGGCGAGCAAGAUGUUCAACAGGGAUUGCCAGCUCAUGGGGCUGACGUGGCUUCUGGCACGAAACAAAACGGCUUACAUACCCACCGUCUCGGCUGUACUGCGCGCCAUCAUGUACAGUGCGCACCCACCACACGAGUCCAAGUGCAGUCCGGACCAAGAGAACAUGCCACUGGCCGUUGAUUCACUGCAGUUCGAGAAGGCCCAAGCCUCAUCGUCACCGUCCAUAAUUUGGUUUCCGAUUCUACCCCUAAUAAUUUUGGUGACUCUGUUUGUUUAGUAUAUAUAGGAUUGUAGGGCCUGUUUAUCUCUUUCUAAUCUCCCUUCUCAACUUUCUACUCUCUCUGCCUUGUAUUUUUUUUUUCGGUAGUGGUUGUCGGGUCACGUGAUGCUACUAGACAAACGAGCUUAUUGGGUUGUUUUUGUCCUUUUUCACACCCCCACUGUAAAUUUCAGCUCGUCUUACUUAUUUUUCUUUUUACAUAUUACUACCAUCUUUUCGAAAAUUGGAAUACAAAGUUCAUAAUUUUUAACA